Topomyia yanbarensis is the source of this 1833-nucleotide messenger RNA. RefSeq names its product low molecular weight phosphotyrosine protein phosphatase 1-like. NCBI's taxonomy places the organism in Eukaryota, Metazoa, Arthropoda, Insecta, Diptera, Culicidae. The record is from RefSeq and is a predicted model, not a curated record. The coding region runs from base 1305 to 1787 and encodes 160 amino acids. Gene Ontology annotation, biological process: protein dephosphorylation. Gene Ontology annotation, molecular function: acid phosphatase activity; non-membrane spanning protein tyrosine phosphatase activity. Gene Ontology annotation, cellular component: cytoplasm. The transcript has 2 exons.
AGGACUACCAGGUUUGUUCAGAAAAUAUCAAGAAAAAUACCAAAACGUAGUUGUUCCAUCCGUUAGGAUCAAUGACAAUGUAGCUUUUUAAGAGCGUAUUUUUAGGUUUGAUGUUUUUCAAUAUUAGACUCUUUUGCUUCGAUGGGUAGUAUACUUCUCCCCACGUAGAAAAAAUUGGGUGGAAAACACCUGGUUUCGGAACCCUGAAUGGAUUCCAUCUCCAAUGCAGUCGGGCUCGGUUGUUGCAUUUGAGAAGGAACCCAUACAAAAUCCAUUCAGGAUUCCGGAAAGGUUUUAACUGGGCAACAGUUUAGUCGUGGCACUAAAUUAGUAUCGGAAUCUGAACUGUCUGUAAUUACAAGUCAGUUCCAUGUAGAUAGGGAAUCCCAUAGAACAUGGGACUGGCUUGCGAUUAUGGGCAGUGAAGUCGAAACACGAAUUACAUAAAUAAAUAAUUUAUAACACAAGUGAGCGAAUGAGACGCAAAGUUCAAAAGUACUCAAAUUUAUAUUAAAAGAACCUUUUCUUUGGUUUGUUUUAUUUAUCAGUGUAGAAAACAUAAAGGAUGUCAGUUGGCUGGUAAAACAACAUUAGGGGGACUGUGUAUAAGACGGAUACCUUCGAGUUAAAUAGCAAAUUCGACUAAUCCAUUGAUGCAUUACACGGAAAUUGUACGCGAAAUUUAACCAUGAUUUAGGAUCAGCGGUAUGCAAUUGACGGUAUACAAAUACAAAUCAGAAGUAUUCGCGUAAUAUGUCCAUCUUUCCCUACCCUAUUGUUCCUAAAUAUUGAACGACUUAUUAAUAUUUUUGUUUUUUUUUUCACCAGUCUCGUGCUAAAUAACCAUUACAUCAUGCCAAGCUAGAAAUAUUUCACGAGAUCAACGAUUUUCAAUCUAAAUUCGUCAUUUUCUGGCGUAAAAAAUUAUAUCCAUUAGUGCGCUCUCGAAAAAAAAAAGAUUUUGCUUGUGUAUCUGAUAAUUCACGCAUUAGAUAUAAACCGGUAUCUUUCAGAAUUAUUUGAAUUCUUCUAAAAUGAUAUAUAGAAUCAAUGCAUUUUAACUGAAUUUUUCCAGUUUGUAAGAAACGCAAGAUGUCCAUCUUACCUACAGAGUCCGUCUUAGUCUAUGUUCCCCUACUAUUGACGUUUUGUUAUUAACGGCUACUGAUUUCCGAUCCGGUCAAUCAGUAUACUAUAGUUUGACAUUGGAACAACCUGUAACAUUACUUCAGUGUGGGCCAACUCCAUCGACCGGAAAUAACCAACGAACCCGAUUUGAUCUGUCGUCAACGAUUCCAUUCCAGAUGGCCGACAAGAAGAAAGUUCUUUUCAUAUGCCUGGGUAACAUUUGUCGCUCACCGAUAGCGGAAGCUGUCUUCUUAAAAACCAUUGCCGAUAACGGUGUAGCCGACAAGUGGGAAGUAGACAGUGCCGCCAUUGGCGGAUGGCAUGUGGGAAAAAAUCCUGAUCAUCGGGCACUGUCUACGAUGGAGAAGCACAAUCUGCCAUACGACAACCGAGCCCGGCAGAUAAAAAAGACCGAUUUCGAGCAUUACCACUACAUUUUCGGAAUGGACAAGGAGAACAUGUCGGAUCUAAAGAGAUUGGCGCCAGGUGGAUCCAAAGCAAAACAGCUGAUGUUGGGAGAUUUUGAUUCGGACGCUCCCGGAAAAAUAAUCCGCGAUCCGUACUACGACGAGGGAGCGGAUGGAUUCGAGCAAUGUUACGUGCAAUGUGUUCGCUGUUGCGCAGGAUUUUUGGCCAAAGUGCAAAAGGGUCAAGUUUAAAACUGUUUUUUUAAAGUACAUCUUACAUAAAAUAUUGAUUAUUGAC